Messenger RNA from Tarenaya hassleriana, 792 nucleotides. RefSeq lists its product as uncharacterized. Gene Ontology annotation, cellular component: ribosome. Bases 68 to 598 code for a protein of 176 amino acids. The record is from RefSeq and is a predicted model, not a curated record. NCBI's taxonomy places the organism in Eukaryota, Viridiplantae, Streptophyta, Magnoliopsida, Brassicales, Cleomaceae. Gene Ontology annotation, molecular function: structural constituent of ribosome. Gene Ontology annotation, biological process: translation. The transcript has 4 exons.
AACCCAGAGUUUUCGUUUCGUCCCUCAAUAGCGAUUGAAGGGGAACUCUUCUUCUUCUGGAAGAGCAAUGCAGAGAUUCUGCAGCAAGCUUCGGUCUUUCGCCGUCCAAUCGAAUCAAAACCUCUCUUUUAUCACUGCGCAUCGUCGUCUGCUCCACCACUCUCCGCCGCAGUAUCGCCAACAAACCCUAGGUUUCGCCCGGAGCAAAUGGAGCUUCGUGCCUGCUGCCCAUGACGGUCUUCCGUUGGCGAAUCGAGUUUCUCCGGUGGCUGCUGGGUCCAUGGGUUCUAGCUUGUUGCCUUAUCAUUUUGCUCAAGUACGGAAUAUUACUUCGAAAGAACGGAAAGCAAAGUGGAAGAAGAAGUGGAGACCUAGGACUCCAGUCACAUCGAAAGUCAAGAAAAUAAAGAUCAAGGGUUACUCGUCAUAUAAAGACAGGUUUAAGUUGCUGAACGACGGUACCAUUCGUCGCUGGAGAGAGGGCAAGCGCCACAACGCACACUUGAAGUCGAAGAAAUCGAAGAGGAGACUGAGACAACCGGCACUUGUACCGGCUGCAUAUGCCAAAGUGAUGAAGAAACUCAAUUUCUGCGGUUAAGACAGAAAAAAAUUAUGAAUCAAUCAUCAAAUCUUCUUCCGGGUAAUGGUUUGGUUUGAAGUUUUGAGUUCUUUCCUCAUUUGUUUCAACAUCGAUCGAUACUUAUAAGUAACUUGAUGGCUCACUAUUGAACUUUUGUUAAAUAAACGAUGAAACAAUUUUACAACUCUUUUAUUUGUUUUUGAAGGUGUUUA